This is a messenger RNA of Aureobasidium melanogenum CBS 110374, 1353 nucleotides long. RefSeq lists its product as uncharacterized. The record is from RefSeq and is a predicted model, not a curated record. The transcript has a single exon. The coding region runs from base 1 to 1353 and encodes 450 amino acids. Gene Ontology annotation, biological process: positive regulation of transcription by RNA polymerase II. NCBI's taxonomy places the organism in Eukaryota, Fungi, Ascomycota, Dothideomycetes, Dothideales, Saccotheciaceae. Gene Ontology annotation, molecular function: transcription cis-regulatory region binding; DNA-binding transcription factor activity. Gene Ontology annotation, cellular component: nucleus.
AUGACUAAUGUUGUUCUGUCGCAUUGCGAUGUCACGCCGCCAUCUUGCAGCCUGCAUUCUCCAUCCUCCUUCCCUGGUUUUGGCGAUCACAUAUCGCCAUCACACUCUCUCCUAUCGAGAGGGAGUAUCAGUGUGGGAAUUGCAGCCCUCGGAAGUGCAAGCACACGACUCGGAGGGGAAAUAUCCAGGUAUUCCAAUUCCUUUGCCACAUCCAUUCCACAUCCCCGUACCGAAGCAGGCCUACUGAACGACCCUCAAGAAGCCGGGCUAUUACGUCAUUUCGUCAGUCAUCUGGCCAUUUCGUUUGAUCUAACAGAUUCUUCAUGCCAUUUUCGCAAAAUCGUGCCCCAGCGGGCUCUGAACGACCCAAUUUUGAUGAACGCAAUCCUCGCCGCCUCCGCCCGUCAUCUCAGCCGCGUCAGUGGAGGAGACCCAUAUAUUGCAGACACAUACCACCAAAAGUGUAUCCAGCAUCUCAUCCCGAUCCUCAGCGACGAGGCUGCAGUAUUGGACGAGAACCUUCUAGCUAGCACUGUCAUCUUGCGGUUCCUCGAAGAGAUCGAUGUGCCACUGUCGGGCAAAGUUCACUUGGACGGCGCAGGCCACUUGAUCGGAGCUCAUGCCUUCGUAAGUGCGCAAGAGAUCUCUGCGGUUUCUGGCGGCCUGCGACUUGCUGCCUUCUGGGUUGGUCUUCGGCAGGAGAUAUACGUCGCGUUCGUGAACCAGCGGUCAAUUUCUUUCCCCUUACAGCAUUGCACCGUCGAUCGCUCAUUUGGGGCUGCGGACGAAGGCACAUGGGCCAAUCGGAUCGUCUUCCACUGCGCAGAGACCAUACAAUGGUGCUUUGGACUUCUUGAGCAUGAACGAUCGACCGCCCGAUUUGAAGAGCUUUUAAGCUACGCUGGGAACUGGUGGAACUCCAUGCCUCCGUGCUUUACCCCUGUGUACUAUCGUUCUGCCGAUACCGACCCUAAUGCUGUAUUUCCAGAAGUUAUAUACUUCUCCGAUGCCGUUGUCACAGGCAUACAACACUAUCAUCUCACUCUCAUUCUGUUGAGAGCGUAUGAUCCCACGAUACCUAAACUUGGGUCUCGACGGACAACAGCAUUGAGAGAGAUGGAUAACGGGAUCAAGCAUCACACAAAGAUGCUUUGUGGGCUCGCGCUAAGCAACAGUAGCACGCCGCCGAACCUUGUGACCGCCUCGAUGGCAGUGACAAUGGCCGGUGACAAAUUCACAGCAAUAAAAGAGCAGGAAGCAUGCCUUCAAAUCUUAGAAACUUGUGAAGCUGAGCAUGGAUGGUCAACUACGACCGCUCAGAAAGAUCUCAAAGAAGCAUGGGGUUGGGACUGA